CUGAACACAAUGAAGAUCAGCGGCAGCACAUUCAUCGUCACGGGCGGCCUCGGCGGGCUGGGCAGCGAGUGCGUGCGCAUGCUCCUCGAGCAGGGCGCCUGCGUCGGCGUCAUUGACAUUGUCGAGCAGGGCGAAGGCAGCGCGAGGCUGGCCAAGGCACUGCAGAGCGACGACGAGCGCAGGAGGAUCGUCUAUGCGCAGGCGAGCAUCAGCGACCGAUCUAGCGCGGAAAGGGCCGUGGCCGACAUCGUUGCCAAGCUCGGCAAUCUGAGAGGACUGGUGCACUGCGCCGGCGUUGCCCUGAGGCAAGAGUUCAGCAACAAGAUGGCAGACGCCGUCGACCAGUUCCGCAAGACGCUCGAGGUCAACGCAGUGGGCACCUUCUGCAUCGGCGCCGUUGUGGCCGAUGCCAUCAAUGCGCAAACAGAAAAGGAGCUCGGACUCUCGGCCCAGGCGCCCAGCCGGUUCUGGACCACCGACCAGGAGCGCGGCGUCAUUGUCAACUUUGCCUCUGUCGUCGGCCACGAGCCCUCGGCGCGCAUCCUCGGCUACGGGCCCAGCAAGACGUGCGUGCUGGGCCUCACCAAGAGCUUUGCCGACUUUCUCGCGCCCAGCGGCAUCCGCGUCAACAGCGUCAGCCCGGGCAUCGUGGCGACGCCCAUGAACACCGGCAAGGCGCUCGAGUUCUUCAACAAGGACCUCCUGGCCAACGGUGUCUUUCCCAAGAGGGCCUCGGAGCCGGCGCACGUCUCGUCGGCGGUGCGCUUCCUCAUCGAGAAUGAGUUUGUCAAUGCAGAGGACGUCAAAGUCACGGGCGGCUGGCGCAUCGUCACCACGACGUUCCCGGGCCAGGGCGACCCGAGAGACUCGAUGCCAGGCCUGGAGUAGGAGUGGCUUCUCGACACACGUACCCUUGUCAUGGCUUCGAUGGUUUCGGCCGACGCGUACCCACCCACACACGACUACCGCAUGGUGCCGGACGUCGAUUAGACCGC
Messenger RNA from Acaromyces ingoldii, 995 nucleotides. RefSeq names its product NAD(P)-binding protein. NCBI's taxonomy places the organism in Eukaryota, Fungi, Basidiomycota, Exobasidiomycetes, Exobasidiales, Cryptobasidiaceae. The transcript is spliced from 2 exons. Gene Ontology annotation, biological process: fatty acid beta-oxidation. Gene Ontology annotation, molecular function: 2,4-dienoyl-CoA reductase (NADPH) activity. The record is from RefSeq and is a predicted model, not a curated record. The coding region runs from base 10 to 888 and encodes 292 amino acids. Gene Ontology annotation, cellular component: mitochondrion.